UUGUGGACUGCAGGAACCAGGAGGAAAAGCUGCUCCAGGACCUCAUGACCAACUACAACCGGAACCUGCGCCCAGCCCUGCACGGGGACCAGAUCAUCGAUGUCACCCUCAAGCUCACCCUCACCAACCUCAUCUCCCUGAACGAGCGGGAGGAGACCCUCACCACCAACGUCUGGAUCGAGAUGCAAUGGUCCGAUUAUCGCCUGCGGUGGGACCCCCAGAAAUACGACAACAUCCAGCAGCUGCGGGUGCCCUCCACCAUGGUCUGGCUGCCUGACAUUGUCCUGGAGAACAACAUCGAUGGGACCUUCGAAAUCACACUCUACAGCAACGUGCUGGUGUCCCCCGACGAGCCCCCCGACGGCUGCAUUUACUGGCUGCCCCCUGCCAUCUACCGCAGCGCCUGCGUCAUCCAUGUCACCUAUUUCCCCUUCGACUGGCAGAACUGCACCAUGGUCUUCCAGUCCCAGACAUACAGUGCCAACGAAAUCAACCUGCUGCUGACAGUGGAGGAAGGCCAGACCGUGGAGUGGAUCUUCAUCGACCCCGAGGCUUUCACAGAGAACGGUGAAUGGGCCAUCAAGCACCGCCCCGCUCGGAAGAUCAUCAAUUCAGACCACUUCACCCCCGAUGACAUCCAGUACCAGCAGGUUGUCUUCUACCUCAUCAUCCAGCGCAAGCCGCUCUUCUACAUCAUCAAUAUCAUUGUGCCCUGUGUCCUCAUCUCUGCCAUGGCCGUGCUGGUGUACUUUCUGCCCGCCAAAGCGGGUGGGCAGAAAUGCACCGUCUCCAUCAAUGUCCUCCUGGCCCAGACUGUCUUCCUCUUCCUCAUUGCCCAGAAGGUGCCCGAGACCUCCCAGGCUGUGCCUCUCAUUGGCAAGUACCUGACCUUUCUCAUGGUGGUAACAGUGGUGAUUGUGGUGAAUGCUGUCAUCGUCCUCAACGUCUCACUGAGAACACCUAACACUCACUCAAUGUCCCAGAGAGUGCGCCAGGUGUUCCUACACCUCCUGCCCCGCUACCUGGGCAUGCACAUGCCAGAGGAGACGCCAGGCCCACCACGAGCCGCCCGGAGACGCAGCUCCCUGGGGCUCAUGGUGAAAGCUGAUGAGUACAUGCUCUGGAAAGCCCGGACCGAGCUGCUCUUUGAAAAGCAGAAGGAGAGGGAUGGGCUGAUGAAAACUGUGCUGGAGAAGAUUGGACGUGGCCUGGAGAACGGCAGUGCUCAGGACUUCUGCCAGAGCCUGGAGGAGGCAGGCCCCGAGAUCCGUGCCUGCGUGGAUGCUUGUAACCACAUUGCCAACACCACGCGGGAGCAAAACGACUUCAGCAGUGAAAGCGAAGAGUGGAUCCUGGUGGGACGGGUGAUCGACCGUGUCUGCUUCUUGAUCAUGGCCUCCCUCUUCGUGUGCGGCACCGUCGGCAUCUUCCUCAUGGCUCAUUUCAACCAGGCGCCUGCCUUGCCCUUCCCUGGGGACCCCAAGCAGUACCUGCCACAGUGA
Messenger RNA from Leptosomus discolor (cuckoo roller), 1502 nucleotides. The record is from RefSeq and is a predicted model, not a curated record. Lineage: Eukaryota; Metazoa; Chordata; Aves; Leptosomiformes; Leptosomidae.